Messenger RNA from Pelagomonas calceolata, 1631 nucleotides. NCBI's taxonomy places the organism in Eukaryota, Pelagophyceae, Pelagomonadales, Pelagomonadaceae. The record is from the annotation of a GenBank genome assembly.
ACUCGUGAACGCGGCACACACGACGCGUACGCACGGCGACGGAUGGCGACCACGAGUCGUCCGCCUGAAGUAAGCACGAGUCAAGUACCUCGUAGUACCGCGACGAGCGCUCGGCUUUCUAGUGUCUUACCGCUAGCUCAGCCCUGCUGCCUUCUUCUACGAGGCCCGUACACGCGCUGUAGGCAAGCAUUCAUUGCAGCGCGCCUGCUACAGACCAACCAGUACCGCAACUAUUGCCCUGCCAAGCGAUUUUGCACGAGGAUGCGCGUAACACUCGUAGCAGCAGCUGUCUCUGCAGCAGCUGCAUUAAGGGCGCCCUUGUUCGACACCCAGGGCCGCUUACAGCGCACGGCCAACCCCCCGGCCCCGCUGCCCGACGCCAACCACCGAUACGUCGUCGUGCACAAGGGCGACGUCCUCGUCGAGAGCACGAACGAUGUGGUGGACGCGCGGUUCCUCGACCAGAAGGAAGCCGCGCCGCUGGUGGACGAACAUGCAAUAGUGGCCUGGCUCGGGACGCUCCAGAGCAAGGGCUACUGGAUGCUCGACGUCUCUCAUAAAAAACAACCACCAAUUGUGAAGGGAGCGGCCUUCGCGCCGUUGCGCAGCCCGAAAGGCGAUAAACCCGCGGUGUUGAACCGACCGGCGGACCAGCUGCCCUACGAGGACGCCUGCGCGUUACUGGUCACGGCGUCGGGCCUAGGCCGCUGGCACCGGUCGCACAUGUUCUGCGCGGCGUGUGGCUCUAAAACAGUAUCAGCAAGACACGGAAGGCAGCGAAAAUGCGAAGCGUGCCACACGAAGUCCCGACCUCGAGUCGAUCCUUCGUCUAUUGUGUUAGUGGCGUCGCCCGACAAUAGCAAGGUGCUAUUGGGAAGAAAAGCCGCCUGGCCCGAGGGCAAGUGGAGCACGCUGGCGGGCUUCGUCGAGUUCGGCGAGAGCCUCGAGGAGUGCGUUUGCAGAGAGGUCCUCGAGGAGUCCGGCGUGGAGGUUGAUCGAAGCACGCUGAGACACGUCGCGUCGCAGCCCUGGCCGUUUCCCUCUUCAUUGAUGGUGGGCUAUGCGUGUCGCGCGUCCACGGAAGCGAUCACGGUCGACGACGAGCUCGAGGACGUCGCCUGGUUUGAUCGCGCCUUCGUAGCCAAAGCUUUGCGGGAGCAAGGUGAAAAUGAUACACCAAAAACGCCGGGCGGCUUCCACGUCCCGACGAACGCGUCCUUAGCGCGGGUCCUCAUCGAGGGCUGGGUCCAGGAACAGAGUGACGUGACUACUGUGGAGGCCGAGGUCACGUCCCUCGAAGAAGCGCGGGACGCGGCUUUGGGCAGCGGCUCGGCGCAGGCCUGGGAGCUCGUCGAGGAAUUAGAAAGGGCCGAGAAGCGCAAGGCGUCUACGUCGUCCCUGGAGGACGAGUGCGCCGUCGACGACGCCGACGAGCGGUGCCAGAAGAUGGCCAAGGACCUCGCCGAGCUCGACGAGCUCAUGGCGCGCGGGCCCGGCGAGGCGCGCAUCCGCGAGGCCGCGCGGUCCAUGCUCCGCGAGCUCGAGGCGCGCUACGACAACAAGAUGUUCGACAAGUAGCCGCACGCCCGCCCGCCCCCGUAGUUUAUAUAUCUAAGUGACAUAGGAACCGA